This is a messenger RNA of Suillus subalutaceus, 771 nucleotides long. RefSeq lists its product as uncharacterized. Bases 1 to 771 code for a protein of 256 amino acids. The record is from RefSeq and is a predicted model, not a curated record. The transcript has 5 exons. Lineage: Eukaryota; Fungi; Basidiomycota; Agaricomycetes; Boletales; Suillaceae.
AUGUCGGAUGGAUCACACAUUUCUAGGGCUCUAAUUGCGACCAUCAAAGACAUGGGCUCAUGCCCAUGCCCUCACUGUCUCACACCGAAAGGCUUGUUUGGUUACCUCGGACUCGCAAAGGACAUGAAAUGCCGCGUAAGUAACCUUCGAGUUUAUGUUACAACUAAGGUUGCCAAGGCUCACGAGUUCAUCUAUGGAUUUGGAAAUACUGUCGAUGGUGCAAAGGUCGACAAUACUCUCGGAGAAGGCUCAAUCAAUUCGUCUGAGAAGCUGGGACCUCUGGGCCUCGAUCCAUUUCGGAUGCUUGUCGUCGACCUGAUGCAUGAGUGCGAACUAGCUUGUCGCGACCCUCUGACGAGAGAUUUCGCCAAGUCCCGACAUUUGGUAGCGGCAGUGAUUCACAAAUUUGCGAACAAUACUUCCGAGAUGAAGAAAUUGGCAGCCCGUGACUUCGAAGAUAUCCUACAGUGUGCUAUUCCAAUUUUUGAAGGGCUUUUCCCUCCCAACCAUGAUGCAACCGUACAGUCUCUGCUAUAUCGGUUUUCAGAAUGGCAUGCACUUGCUAAACUCAGGUUGCAUUCAGAUUCUACCUUGGUUUUUCUGGAAGAAUCAUUCAAAACCUCUCCCAGCAGUUGUGAAAGUUUUGGACCGACACAUGUGCUGCCUUCAACACUCUGGAGUUACCAAAAGAGAGAGCGGCUCGUCAAAGAAGGUUUGAUCAGUGUCCUGAAACCCACAAUGUCUCCCCAGAAUCCACGGGGCCCAAGGUAA